This is a messenger RNA of Xiphophorus maculatus (southern platyfish), 2389 nucleotides long. It is a transcript of the gene ccdc24, whose product is annotated as coiled-coil domain containing 24. The record is from RefSeq and is a predicted model, not a curated record. NCBI's taxonomy places the organism in Eukaryota, Metazoa, Chordata, Actinopteri, Cyprinodontiformes, Poeciliidae. The transcript is spliced from 9 exons. Bases 71 to 1531 code for a protein of 486 amino acids.
CAACCGCAAUGUUUCCCCUGGAUACCAUUUUCUUGUUAGCUACAGGACACGAACUGAGACCGCCCCACACAUGCAUUCACCUGAUGAAAACCAGUUCUCAUGUGCCAGACAGUCUCUGUGGAGCCUCAUCACUAAGUAUGUCUCAGAGUCAGAGUUGCUGAAGAUCCAUGCAGCUUUGGGUGACCCUCUGGUCGACAUGUACACAGAGGUUCACUCAGAGGCAGAGAUGUGGCACAAGAAGUGGCAGGAGAGUCUGUGUUAUGGGAGCCACCAACUGCAGGGUUCCCCUCUUUCUGACCCGCCUGUUGUGAAAGAGUUGGUGAGAGGUGAGGUCAAGAUACUACUGGAGACACUCAAAGGAAGAGCCAACAACAGUGAAAGAGACAGUGAGGAGCUCCUGCUUCGAUAUAAACCUGAGACUCUAAGCUACGUGCUUAGUCACCAGGAGAUUGGUUAUCGCAGAUCCUCCAACCUCAAAAAUGCUGAUAACUUCCACAGGCUUAGCUCUUGUUCUUCUGUCAUGUCCAGCGCUGGAAGUGAGAUUGAAGCAGUUAAAGAUAUGCUGAAUGUCACUGAGAUUCACAGAGUGAUCACUCCACUCAGAUGUGUCCUCUUGGAGGAAUGUGAAGCAUUGACUAAAAUGACAAAGCGUUUCAAGGAAAACAUCAAAUUGAAGUGUAUAAGUCACUUAAAUAAGCCUGAGCCUUCGCUUACAGAGCUGAAAGAACUCAGAGCCGCCAUACAAACAGACUUGAAGCUCCUACCUUCAUCUUCUGGAGCCUCAUCCUCUUCGAGUAAGAAGAAAAGUUGCAGAUUUCCAGCUGAAUCUGGUUCAUUUACUCGCUUAGCUCCUACUCCUAAAUCAGGCUUGAGACUAAAUCUGCUUCCACUGUGGCAGCCCAAACCCAGGCCACCAAGUCAUGAUCCUCCUACCAGGACCUCAUCAGUGCGGACUCUUGGUUUGCAUCGUUCCACAUCAGCCUCUCAUGAAUCAGUUAAACAUACCAGCGGGGACAGGUUGGACACUAACCUGAAAGUAACUAAAAGCCAAGAGAACUCUAGUUUUUCCACAAAGCCAGACUUUACCGACCCUCUCUGCAGGACUUGUUCAGGACUUCACAUUAUCUCUGAGAGAGACUCAGCCUCCCAUCAAUCAUCACAAUGCUCUGUUCACAGACCGAGCACAGAUUCCGAUUGGUCACCACACAGGGAGAGAAAAAUCAGUGCUCUUUGUUCAAGAAAUAUAAACUUCACCCCCUCGCCUCCUCCUCCUUUGGGUCAGCAAUGUGACGCAGGCAGCAGGAGCAGCAGCAGCAGCAGUAGUCCCACUGACCAUUCUGUGUCUGCGAAUGGUAAAAUAAAACCAGAUGACAGGGAUAACAAUUGUAGUAGUGGGAGAAACUUGGUGUUAACUGUACUGCAGAAAGAUAUGUCUGAACAGACCAGUGGAAUCUCCCACAUAUCUGGACGUUUUGAUCAAUGUGGCAGCAAGAAAAACAAAAGUCAGGGAGAAAUAGAAAUAGUUGCCUAAGAGAAAAUACCAACAAUCAAAGUCAAGAUAGCGUCAGCAUCACAGAUGACUCGUGACAUUAUCCAAAGACAGUGAGAUAUGUCCUCAACCACAGCAGAGAAAAAACUUUAAUUCACCAGAAAAACUACAACCAAGAAAACUUGAGGAGCAAUGUUUCUAAAUAUAUUUUCACAGCCAGUCCUUCAAUGUUAACAUCUUUCACUAAUAAAAUGUCUGAGAUAAGAUUAAGGUUAAACUUCACAGAUUUGCUAAAAUAUUUUUGAGGAAGAGGACUUAACUUUGGUAAAGUCUAUGUUUAUGUGGCAAAAAGCUGCCUUGUUGAAAUACAAGUCCUAUGCUGCCUGCGACUACCUAAAAUAAAGUACUGACGAGAGAUAAUCUUAAAUACAAGCUUUGAAUUUGUGUUGUUUGUUGUUUUUUCGGGCUCCACAAAAAAAAUGUUUUCUGGAUUAUGGCUAAGUUAUCCUGUUUUCACCUUGCUGAGCAUUGUAUAUCAUACACAGAAUAAACCAAUUUUUGUUUCUUUUGAUUCUCACCUAGACUUUUGAGUGUUGAAGUGUUUUUAUAUGUCUGUUGUUAUGUUUAUAAAAAAAAACAGCUAACAUUUUUGGUUGAUGACAUGUGGUAAAAAAAAAUUUUUUAUCAUAAAUAUUGAUCCUUAUUAUCACACUAUUGUCAAAACAAGUAAGAAUAUUCUCUAUUUAUAAAAAUGUUCUUCACACAGUUAAAUCAUUAAUGCAACUGCCAUGUUUGCAGUCUUAUUUUUGGGGGUUACUUAAUGUCUUAAACAAUUAGAAAUGUGGUCACCUUAAUUUCAAAAAGUUACUCAAAUUUUAAAUAAAAAGUGUUAAACUAUAA